AUGAUCGUCCCAGAGCUCCUACCUGGCCAGGCCGGCCUGCCGGUCAAGAACCCGACAAGCUCGUACUGGCACAAGGAGCCGUCCGAGAAGCUCCUCGGCCACCGUACCACGCCCGACCUGCCCCACUCGGCCGAUGUUGUCAUUGUGGGGAGUGGCAUCACGGGCGCCAUCGCCGCGCACACGCUCAAGGAGCGCAGGCCGGACCUCAAUGUCGUCAUGCUGGAGGCGAGGGAGGCCUGCUGGGGUGCUACUGGCCGUAAUGGAGGUCACUGCCAGCCGGCCAUGUACGCUGCAGCACCACACAUUGCCUCUUUUGAGCUUCGAAACUACACGUAUCUGAAGUCACUGGUCGAGGAAUAUUCCAUUCCCUGCGACUGGCACUCCACUAGCGGCGUGCAUGCCUUCUAUUCGGAAUCUCUCUUCAACCUCGCCAAGGAUGUCAUCAAGAACCUCAGCGAGAAGUACCCAGACCUUGCCGCCAACGUAGCCAUUGUCACCAAGGGCGAGAACGGCGGGCCUUCGUAUCUGCUGGAGGGCGAGCGCAAGGAGUUGUCUCUCGAGGGUCUACGAAUUCCUACCGCUGAGGGCGCCGUUGUCCAAUGGAACGCCGCAAGUCUCUGGCCCUACAAGCUCGUGGCCUUCGUGCUCGAGCGCCUACUGGCAACAGAAGCCGGCGGCUUCAACCUGCAGACCAACACGCCUGUGGUGGGACUGCAGAAGGUUGACCCGCCUGCCAACCUGAUGAGCCCAACGGCCGGGAGCAACGCAUCAGACAGGAAGAGCGGAUCGCAUCCGACAUGGAUCGUUCACACACCGCGCGGCCACAUCACCGCACGGGCGGUGCUGCUCGCCACCAACGCAUACACCUCACACCUGCUGCCGCAGUUCACCGACCUGAUCGUGCCAACGCGCGGGCAGGUCGCCGCCCUGAAGCCGCCGCACGAGCCCUCGCAGCCCGGCGAGCCGCCGCUAGACAUUGGCCACACCUUCUACUUCGCCGGAGACAGCGACAGCCCCGGCAACCCCGUAGGCCGCACUGACUACCUGGUCCAGCGGCCUCCGCCGGCUGCGGAGCUGGUCUUCGGCGGCGGCCGCCAACUGGCCCGCGACUACGCCGUUGGCGUCUGGGACGACGGCGCCAUCGACGAGCCCGUCAAGUGGUGGCUCCGUGGCGAGCUGAGCGGCAGCAUGGACCUCAGCCUGCGUGAGGCGCUGACGUCGCCGGUCAAGGACCAGGCCGAGGCCGCCGCGGCGCACCGCGGCAAGACGGCCUUCGAGGCGCAGCUCGACGCCAAGCAGGACCUGGUGCCCACGCACGAGUGGUCCGGCAUCAUGGGUUACUCGCGCGACGCCAGCCCCUGGGUCGGCCCCGUGCCGCCCGGCCUGGGCGGCGGCGACGGCCUCUGGAUCUGCGCCGGCUACACGGGCCACGGCAUGCCGAACGCGGCGCUGUCGGCCAAGGCCGUCGCCGAGCUCAUGACGGGCGCCGACGAGGUCGACCUGCCCGAGGAGUACGAGAUCAGCGAGGAGCGCGCCGAGCGCGCGGCCCUCCGCGACUCGGUGCUCGCGGCCGAGGCCAAGGGCGGUUUGCUCUUCAACCUGACGACCCUGGUGUGA
Messenger RNA from Neoarthrinium moseri, 1617 nucleotides. RefSeq lists its product as uncharacterized. Gene Ontology annotation, molecular function: oxidoreductase activity. Gene Ontology annotation, cellular component: cytoplasm. The transcript is spliced from 2 exons. NCBI's taxonomy places the organism in Eukaryota, Fungi, Ascomycota, Sordariomycetes, Amphisphaeriales, Apiosporaceae. The record is from RefSeq and is a predicted model, not a curated record. The coding region runs from base 1 to 1617 and encodes 538 amino acids.